AUGCCCGAUCACUCAUCCCCAGAAGAUCCAGCAUCUCGAACUGCAGCAGACUUGGCUUAUGCCGCCUAUGGGGACCAGGUGAAAAUCGACAGUGCGCUGUGCAAGAAGCUCGCCGCUGAAGUUGCGUUGCGGGAGCCGACUCAACGUCGCGUCGACCAGAAGCUCAACAUUGAGCGUCGAAGCAACGUUGAGGCUCUGCUCGCUCACAUGACGGGACAAAGCGCCCCCAAGCCGUGCAAGAAUUGCCACAAGGGUCAUGGACCCUGGACUCAGUGCGUUGUGUAUGACGGCCAGAUGUGUGGAAGUUGUACAAACUGCUGGUUCAACGCAAGUGGCUCAAGGUGCACGUUUCAUGAGAACAACCAUCCGCAACCGCAAACCUUGUUCGCAGCAUCAGUCGCUGCUUCGGCAAAUCUCAUGGCUCUGCAGCCACCUGCGCUAUCGCAGUCUACAUCACCCAACGCGAACAUCAAUCUCUCCGCAGACAUCACCCAAUGGGGCCUCUCUGAGUCAACCAAGCAGUUGAUCACCCAGACAAUCACUGACGUAGCCACCUUCUCUCGAAGGGACCGUUUUCUUGCUCGAAUCGAAGCCGCUGCUAAGGAGCUCGGCAUGCGAAUUGCAGAAUACGAGGAGUUUCUCAGGACCCCUGAGGGCAUGGCGGAGCAGAAUGCUGCCUUGGAGAGGGAGCGCGCCCAGAAUAGCCACACUCAGGCUACUGAGGCUUCGAUGGCUGACGCCCCUCCUGACGAGAUCCUGAGUUGA
Messenger RNA from Trichoderma harzianum CBS 226.95, 765 nucleotides. RefSeq lists its product as hypothetical. The record is from RefSeq and is a predicted model, not a curated record. Bases 1 to 765 code for a protein of 254 amino acids. The transcript is spliced from 2 exons. NCBI's taxonomy places the organism in Eukaryota, Fungi, Ascomycota, Sordariomycetes, Hypocreales, Hypocreaceae.